This is a messenger RNA of Caenorhabditis auriculariae, 252 nucleotides long. The record is from the annotation of a GenBank genome assembly. Lineage: Eukaryota; Metazoa; Nematoda; Chromadorea; Rhabditida; Rhabditidae.
AUGGGAGUUUGCUCAGCUCGCCCUAUAAAAGACAGUUCAAAACAGUUUCCGACAAAAAUGAAGCUGCAACUUCUCCUUCUCCUCCUCUUCUUCGUGGUCACCAGCUCAGCUUUCACGCCUAUAGGAGGUGGACGUCGCAGACCGAAACCGAAGCCACCUCAGCCGCAGCCGCAGCCACGUCCUCCUGCCACUCCUCCAACUACUACUAAAGAACCUCACCAACCCUUCCAGCCGCAUUGGGGAAAGAAAUAG